This is a messenger RNA of Penicillium riverlandense, 1221 nucleotides long. RefSeq lists its product as uncharacterized. The transcript is spliced from 4 exons. The record is from RefSeq and is a predicted model, not a curated record. Gene Ontology annotation, biological process: protein phosphorylation; regulation of mRNA processing; spliceosomal complex assembly. Bases 1 to 1221 code for a protein of 406 amino acids. Lineage: Eukaryota; Fungi; Ascomycota; Eurotiomycetes; Eurotiales; Aspergillaceae. Gene Ontology annotation, molecular function: protein kinase activity; ATP binding.
AUGGAACUAGCUGCAUUCCAUCGAAGUAAUCUCCUCUAUACCCAGGAGCCUCUCUCAAGGUACAAGUCCGGAGGAUACCACCCAGUGACCAUCGGGGACACAUUCAAAGAAGACCGCUACAAGACCCACCAUAAGCUCGGAUGGGGUGGUUUUUCGACCGUGUGGCUUGCACAUGACAAAGACCGAAACCAAUGGGUCUCCUUGAAAAUAAUGACCGCCGAUUCACAUGAAUCGCGCGAACUGCAAAAUCUAAAAUUCCUAGAAAGGAAUUCUGAAGAAAGUCUCUGCUCUCACUAUAUCGUCCGACUGCUUGAUUCCUUCUCUCACGAAGGACCCAACGGAAUCCUUCAGUGUCUUGUUUAUGAGUUACUUGGGCCUUCUGUUAAUAAGGUCCUUGCGGACUACGCUGAGCGUGGCGAUAAACUCGGGUCGGAGACUAUCCUUCGCAUUUCUACGCAACUCUUGAAGUCCGUUGCCUUUUUAGUAGGUACACUUACCUUGAUAUCGGAUAUAAGCGGCCGCAACAUCGCAUUCGCAUGCACUUCAUUAAAAACCACAACAGAGCAGCAAAUUUUUCGGGUCCUUGGGACCCCCGAAAUCGAAUCUCUCGCCCGCCUUGAUGGCCAGCCUUUGCAAAAAGGAUUACCGACGCAGCUAGUCAAAGCAGCAGAGUGGGUGGACUGGAUAGACGAAGACGAAGAGGAAAUUCGACUCCUGGAUUUUGGCGAGAGUUUUCUUCUCGACACAAAGCCGGAGAAGCUCGCCCAGCCGGGUAUAUUGCGGGUACCGGAAACCAUUUUCACGGAUGGGUUUGAUUACCGGGUUGAUUUGUGGCGGGUGGGGUGUAUGAUUUAUUCUAUCCUCUUUACGAAGUCCCCGUUCUGGUACCUGGGUGAAGUGGAGGUUCUAGUAUUUCAGAUGAUUGGGUUUGUGGAGGGAUUGCCGAGAGAAUGGCAGUCCACGUGGGAAUCAAUGCAAGCGAAAUCUAAACAUGAUUUAACGGUGGAAGGUAAGCAACAUGUUGGAACACUAUAUAAACCAUUGCUAACCUCUGGAGAUUGGGAGGUAUCAAAGUUGGAACGGAAGUUUGCUGAGAACGUGCAUGAUCCCACUCUGGCGCCUUUUCUCGAGGUUAUUCAAGGACUGAUGCGUUUCUUACCAGCUGAUCGUAUCACUGCAGAUAAGGCACUUGAUUUACUGGAACGGGCUAAACAGCAAUGA